Messenger RNA from Adineta steineri, 3771 nucleotides. The record is from the annotation of a GenBank genome assembly. NCBI's taxonomy places the organism in Eukaryota, Metazoa, Rotifera, Eurotatoria, Adinetida, Adinetidae.
AUGCUUAAACUUUAUCGAAUUCGUCAAUAUAUACUCGAUCAAAAUUUCUACAACACAGAAACAGACGAUGAACAUAUUAAAAGAAAGGAACUUAUAUCAAGUCGAUUUUAUUUAAUAUUACUUAUGAUCAUUUUGUAUGCAUAUGCUUUCUAUAUAACAUCAACUACUCAAAUAACUCCCAUUAUUGUUUUUAAACCAACUAUAAAAGAGUACAAAGAAUUGAUCGAACAACAUCCCAAUACAUUAAGUUGUCCAUGUGAGCGAAUUGCUAUUUCAUAUGGAGAAUUUAUUAAUAUUUUACCAGUUUAUCAUCAAAUUUGUUCAUCGGAUUUUGUUAGUCAACAAUGGAUUGAUUAUCUAUUUUAUGAAAAUAGUAGUUAUUAUUUUCAACUUGAUUUUCGUCAUAGUGCCUCAGCUCAAUUUCAAAUUCUUCGUGCGUUAUGCGAACAAGCAGAACAGACUGUUGAUUAUAGUCUAACUCAAUUUUAUUCCAGUCAGUUCAUCACAAAUCAACUGAUUUCUAUGGAUACAUUUGAUAUUCAAACAAACUCAUUUAUUGAACUAUUCAAACGAACCACAUCACCAUUAUUUCUGGACAUAUUCAGUUUGAUUCGACAGGUACUUCUUGAACAGCUCUUCGUUUCAGGAAUGGGAACACAAUAUACCGUUGAAUGUUGUGACAACGAUGACCUUGAUUAUGUAUAUGUAAACGCAAUUUAUUAUUAUGAAACGCAAGAUAAAUACUUCCACUGUAUGUGCUUAGAUUCAUUCGUGUGUAAGCUACCAGGAGGUAUUUAUACUAAUAUAAUUCGAUAUGACCAUGCUGGAUCUACUGGAUGGGAUAAUGAAGCAUCGAAUUAUUCAAAUACUUUGAAUACUAAUGCUACAUUUCUAUUACCUGGUAUAUUCGUUGGUUGUGUUCCUAUUGAAUCAUUAUUCUAUUCAACAAUUGAAUGUCUAUUUGAAGACGCAUGUUUCAAUCAAAUUGGUACGAAUAUUAAUUAUACAUCAAUAUCAAUUCAUUCGUUUUCGAAAUUAAAUCAAUCUUUAUCUACAUCACAAACAACUUAUGAAACAUUAAUAAAUAAUUUAUUUAUUCAACAAUGGAAUACUAAUAUAUCUUUUAAUAAUUAUUUUGAUCAAUGUCAACCAUUACAGUGUCAAUAUACAAAUGAAAUAGGACAAAGUUGGACUUCUAUUUUGGCUUUAGUUAUUAGUUUGUAUGGUGGAUUAGGACACUUUUUACCAUUUAUCAUUCUAGUUAUCGUCAAUUUUUUGUUCAAGAUACACCAAAACCAACAAGCACAAGCUAAUGUUAUUUUACCUGAGAUACCUAUGAAAACUCGUUGGAAACAAUUAACGGAAAAAAUUGUCAAUUUUAUUAGGAAACUAAAUAUAUUCCAGAGUGGAUCAAAUGAUGAACAUAUAAAACAAAAUGAAAUAUUAUCAACACGAUUUUAUUUUAUUGCAUUACCAAUCUUAUUAACUAUAUUUGGUGUAUAUUUAUCAUUGGAUAAACAAAUUAAAAUCAUAACUAUUGACAAUCCAACACAAAAUCAAUAUGAACAACUUAAAAAUAAUUUAUUUGAUAAUCUCCAAUGUCCAUGUAGUCAUAUAUCAAUUAAAUACAAUACAUUUAUUAUUUUUCAACCAAGAUACCAUCAAAUAUGUUCAAGUAUAUUUGUAUCUGAGUUGUGGCUUGAUAAUACAUACUGGCAGGAUGUUGGGCAAUACUUCGAAGAUGGUUUUCACCAACUAUCACCUUCGUUUUUCCAUUUUUUAUUAAUAUUAUGUCAAGCAGCUGAUGAAACAGUAAUUAACAAUUUAGUUCUCUUCAAUGAAAAUGAAUAUUUAACAUCAGAAGUUGUUUCAUCUGAUAUAUUUACUAGUGAAGUAACUUCAUUCAUUGAAUUAUUCAAAACUACAACGCAACUAUUAUUUCAACUUCGCAUGAAUUUAAUUCGACAAAUUUUAUCUGGAAGUCAACUGGUUAAUUUGAGAGAUACAAACAGUGUCUUCACAAGUUUUUAUGGCGAUUAUGGUUUGGAAUAUCAUUCCGUUAUGCGUACAUAUAAUAAUUGCUCGUGUGCUAUCAAUCGGUUAUGUAAACAACCAAUGAUUUUAUAUUCUGCUGCUACACCAGAUAUAUAUAAUAUAUUAGGAAUAGUUCAAGCUUGUUUUGCUAUCGAAACAUUAUUAUUAUCAACAACAGAAUGUUUUUUCAGCAAAGAUUGUAUAAGUACACUACGGUCUUAUAUGUUAACAACAGAAAUAAUAUAUAAACGUUUAAUACCAUUGAAUACAUCCAUAUCAAGUCAAUAUCAACCAAAUACAACAAUAGAAACAAUUGUUAAUAAUUUAUUUGUUGAAGAUUGGAAUGAAAUCUAUUCUUAUAGUCAAUAUUAUGAUCAAUGUCAGCCAUCUUAUUGUUCAUAUACUAUGGAAGAAAAACCAAGUAGUAUAUAUAUAUUUACAAAAUUAAUUGCAAUAUAUGGAGGAAUACCAUUUUCGCAUCGAAUUCGACAACUUUUUCCGCUAGUCAAAACAAAAUUAAUAAAUUUGAACUUAUUUCAAACUCAUUCAACAAAUCCUCAUACAAUUAGAAAACAAUUGUUUACAACUAGAUUUUAUAUUAUUAUUUUAAUCAUUAUUUUUCCUAUUAUUUUAUCAUAUAUAUUAUUGAAUCAAAAAUCAAUAUCUGUUACAGUAAAAUUACAGAGUUUAGAUCAAUAUAAUAAUUUACGAACGAAAUAUCCAACAACAAUUACUUGUCCUUGUACUGAUAUUUCUAUACGUUAUGAUCGAUUUAUAGAACUUAAUCCAUCUUAUCAUCAAAUAUGUUCAUCUGAUUUUGUCAGUCAACAAUGGUUUGAAUAUUUAUUUAAUGAAAAUAAAACUUAUGAAAAAAGUUAUUAUGCUACAGCUUCGGCUCAAUUUCAAAUUCUUUCAUCAUUAUGUAAACAAGCACAAGAAGCUGUGAAUAGCAGUCUUAUACAAUUUUAUUCAACAAAAUUAACCAGUAGCGAGUCAAUAUCUUCAGAUUUAUUACAAAUUCAAAUUGAUACAACUGUUAAUUCCUUUAAAACAUCGAUGCCUCAAACAUUCAAACAAGCAUUGAAUAUGCUCAGCAAUCUCAUUCAUGGUAAUACAUUUAUAACAGCAUAUGAAACAAACUGGAAACUCACUGUGUUAGUUACUUAUUCAGAAGCACCUAUUUAUACAAAUCCUCAAUCAUAUGGUAAUUCAUGUAGUUGUGCUACUUCAUUAAAAUGCUCACAACAAGCAGUACUUAAUGAUACUUUAAAUGUAACAUUACCUGGUUUGUUAAUUGGUUGUUAUCCACUUGAAUCAUUAUUACAAUCAUCAUUAGAAUGUUUAUAUAAUCAACAAUGUUUGAAUUUAAUAAUAAAUUCUUUUGGAGAUCAAAUAUCUAAUGAGAGUAGUUUUGAAAUACUUAAUUCAUCUUUAUUAUCAGAAAGUUCCUUUGAAAUGAAUGAAACAGUUCAAAAUAUGGUCGAUCGAUUAUUUGUUAAUGAAUGGAAUAUUAGUCAUUCUUAUCAAAAUUAUUAUGAACAAUGUCAUCCAUCGCAAUGUACUUACUCAUACAUUCAAAAUUCUGAUAUACCGUAUGUAGUAACAACUAUUGUGGGUUUGUAUGGUGGUAUAACGAUUGUAUUAAAAGUUCUUUCAAAAUUUAUGAUUCAAAUUUUUUUCUGGAUUAAAAAUCGCAAACACACAACGGUUGCACCAUUUCCGCCAUCAACUAAUUAA